Messenger RNA from Debaryomyces hansenii CBS767, 1200 nucleotides. RefSeq lists its product as uncharacterized. The record is from RefSeq and is a predicted model, not a curated record. Bases 1 to 1200 code for a protein of 399 amino acids. The transcript has a single exon. Lineage: Eukaryota; Fungi; Ascomycota; Pichiomycetes; Serinales; Debaryomycetaceae.
AUGACCAAUGACUUGCUAUUAUGUCGGCAAUUGAACGAUAUUAUUAUAGAAGUGCCUAAUGUUACAUCUAAGAUCAUUCAGCUUAUUCCAGCUACAGAGGGUGCUUCAGACCCUUUCACAACAUUUCGGACUGAUGAAAAUACAUUGGAUAUAGGAUUAACUAAGAAAACAUACUUAUCGAUAUUCAAGGAAGCUCAUAUCUUUUGGCACAACAAUUUGGUUCCAUAUGCACCUAAUUUUGAAGAAUACUGGCAUAACGACAGAGAAAAAUUAAUAAAUACGUAUUAUAUGACAUUAGGCUAUUUAUUAACCACAAACGAGAACCAUACAAUAAUCAGAUUACAUGAGUUGACGUUCUGGCAGAUAUGGAAAACUUCGCCGGAUAGCAGACAAUUUUUGUUAUCCGAAUUCGAAAUAUUGACAGUACUUAUAAGCAGUCGCUUAAAACGAAUAAAUAAAAGUUCAUCAUUAUGGUUGAUGGUCAAGAAAAUAUCAAUAGCGCUUAUUUUCCAUGAAAUAAUGAAUGCUGAGGUACCGGGUACUAUUGAAUUAUACCAGGUACUUGUGAACAGGAUAUUAAAGUCCUGUGAAAUACAUUUUGCAAAUUACUAUGCUUCAGGAUUUUUGAAAUGGUGUAUACAAUUUAAUUUCAUCCUAUACAAGAAUACCGACAGCACUCCAAUCAGAAGAUCCAUGGCGGAAAUGAAUGCGACGAUAUUAAACAGCCUAGUGCUGCUCUGCCAUCAAAAGUUAACCGACGUUUCCUUAUGGACCACCCUUGAAGUCUAUCUCAGGGAAUCUAGUAGAAAAUUAAGCUCUUCAGAACACACAAUAGAUGAAUAUAACUUGGUGAUCGACCAACUCACAACAUUAGGUAAAGCUGACCUCACGAAGAUCAAUGCGUUGAGUGAAAAGGUGAUGCCAGAAUUUGAUGUGGAGGACUUCCAAGUCCAGCAAAUUAAUUGGUUACUUAAAGCAAAUUGCUCUGCAUUAUCCCCUUAUGUGGCUUUGAUCACCCCAUUACCUGUUUUGUCUCUAGAAACUAGUUUGCAACUUCAGACUAUGAUCAGCUUCGCCUACAAGAAUGAGAAAGAACAGUUGAAUAAUUUUGAAGAAACAGUAGGGGGAAAUACAUUAUAUAGUUCCAAGGCGAAGUUUGCAUCAGUACUAUACCACCUACUACUGAAAGACAUUGUCUAA